Messenger RNA from Pangasianodon hypophthalmus (striped catfish), 1237 nucleotides. It is a transcript of the gene hsd17b14, whose product is annotated as hydroxysteroid (17-beta) dehydrogenase 14. Gene Ontology annotation, cellular component: cytosol. NCBI's taxonomy places the organism in Eukaryota, Metazoa, Chordata, Actinopteri, Siluriformes, Pangasiidae. Bases 5 to 856 code for a protein of 283 amino acids. Gene Ontology annotation, biological process: steroid catabolic process. The transcript is spliced from 9 exons. Gene Ontology annotation, molecular function: estradiol 17-beta-dehydrogenase [NAD(P)+] activity. The record is from RefSeq and is a predicted model, not a curated record.
CUGUAUGCAUUUCGUUUCAGUUCCUAACAGCAGUUGUGUGGAAAUGAGCUGCAGGAACAUGGCGAGUGCACAGAGAUACCAAGACAAGGUGGUGAUUGUGACUGGAGGUUCCAAGGGUAUCGGCAGAGGCAUCGUUAAAGUCUUCGUGCAGAAUGGGGCUAAAGUUGUUUUCUGCGCCAGAGGAGCUGAAGCAGGUAAACAUGUGGAGGAGGAGCUCAAUAAAGCGGGGCCGGGUGUGUGUCUCUUCGUGUCUUGUGACAUCUCUAAAGAAGAGGACAUUAAGAGGCUGAUCACCACAACCGUCGAGCACUUCGGACAAAUCGACUGUCUGGUGAAUAACGCAGGCUGGCAUCCUCCUCAUAAACCCACAGACGACACCAGCGCAGAGGAGUUUAGAGAUUUACUCAACCUGAAUCUGAUCAGCUACUUCCUCGCAUCCAAGUUUGCUCUUCCGUACUUGCGAAAAACACAAGGCAACAUCAUCAACGUCUCCAGCCUGGUGGCGUCUAUCGGACAGAAACACGCCGCUCCGUACGUAGCCACCAAGGGGGCGAUCAUCUCUAUGACCAAAGCCAUGGCUGUAGACGAAAGUCGCUACAAUGUGAGAGUUAACUGCUUUUCCCCUGGCAAUGUGAUGACGCCUCUGUGGGAGGAGCUCGCGGGCCACACAGCCGACGCAGCCGCCGCCAUUAAAGAGGGAGAGAACGCACAGCUGCUGGGGCGGAUGGGCACCGAGGAGGAAAGUGGACUCGUCGCUCUCUUCCUGGCCGCUGAUGCCACCUUCUGCACCGGAAUAGACCUGCUCCUGAGCGGAGGAGCCGAGCUCAACUACGGCUUCAAAAGUCAGAUCCCUUAAAAAUAAAAAAAUUUUUAAAAACACUAAUGUUUACAUCGUCUGAGCUGAUCCGUCUGUUUCUGCAACUCCUCAAGGUUCCUAUAAGAGCAUUGGAUGUAUUGAUUGUUUACUUUUUUAUGAUGAUAUUGUGAUUAUGUUCUCUCUUUAAUCAGAACAGGAAGUAAUACAGAGUUACUGAUGUGUGAUUGCGUUUUUAAAUGACGUUUUAACGCACUGGAUGUUACACUAAUGUUCUUUACUAACACGGUAAAAUGUUCUUCCACAUUCCUGAUUCUCAGCAGAGUUUAGACUGUACGCUUUUUCUGUUCACAACUGUGUCUGUUGCACCUUUUCAUUAUUUCAGAAAUGAAGACUUCGAUUAAACAUGUGGAAAAUAAAUGA